AUGUGUCGUUGGUUUGCCUACAUCAGCGACUGUGAAAGUGCCCUCUUGGAAGAUAUCCUUAUUCGACCUCAACACUCUAUCGUGAAGCAAGUAGAGCAACAUUGGUUGCCUAAGCUGUUCCACCAUGUCGAUAAAGAUACCGAUAAAGCAACACGGGCCGAUAUCGCUGCAAGGAACCUCCAUUUUAACGAUGACGGAACUGGGGUCGCGUUUUAUUCGACUGUAGCCUCAGAAUAUGGAACGGCCCCACACCCUCUUCCGCAAAUCUACAAGACUAUCAUGCCCCCUACGAACGACAUCAACUUCAGGUCUCUUUGCCAGAAUACAUGUUCGAAAACUGUGUUCGCGCAUGUUCGUAUGGCGACGUCCGAAGUGCAUCAAUUCAACAACCAUCCCUUCGCGUUUGGACGUCACAUCUUCAUGCACAACGGAGGUGUCGCCAACUUUUCCCAGAUCCGGAGGGGUGUGUGCACGAAACUGAGUCACAAGGCGUUCGAAAAUAUUUACGGCAGUACGGAUUCCGAGCACCUUGCUGCUUUGUACAUGACGCAUCUCGGAGAUGAUUGGAAUGAGGUGUAUAGCUUGGACGAGAUGAAACGCGCUUUGGAACGGACGAUUGCGGAUGUGUUGGAUCUUCAAUCCAAGCUUCCUGGUGCGACAAACCCUCUCGAUGCAUCGAGUUUGAAUCUCUGUACCACAGAUGGGUUUAAACUCCUCGCGUUCAGGUACAGGAAUGCGGACAUAGAGCAACCUCCUUCGCUAUAUAUCUCCACGAAAGCAGGAGUGACACUCAAUAGGAAAUACCCCGGCCACCCGAACUACUGGAAUGAUUGUGACAUUCCGGAUGACCAGGCACUUGGUUUUUGUGGAAAAGAUACACUUGCGGCUGAGGAACAUGGGGAACAUGUCAUAAUUUCCAGUGAACCCACCACUUGUCAGGAGGAUCAAUGGGACCUUAUUCCUAAGAAUCACGCGGUCAUGGUCGAGUUUGCGAAAGGCAAAGCGUACUUGAGAACUGAACCUAUUGUCAUCCCCAAAUGA
This is a messenger RNA of Marasmius oreades (fairy-ring Marasmius), 1041 nucleotides long. RefSeq lists its product as uncharacterized. Lineage: Eukaryota; Fungi; Basidiomycota; Agaricomycetes; Agaricales; Marasmiaceae. Bases 1 to 1041 code for a protein of 346 amino acids. The record is from RefSeq and is a predicted model, not a curated record. The transcript is spliced from 3 exons.